Molecule: messenger RNA, 1047 nt
Organism: Linum tenue
Lineage: Eukaryota; Viridiplantae; Streptophyta; Magnoliopsida; Malpighiales; Linaceae
Source: the annotation of a GenBank genome assembly
AUGAAGAAGGUCGAGACCGUCGGCCAGGCGAUCGACGACAUCGGUGCCACCGUGUGGAAAUCCAUGGCCCAGAUCAUCUCCCACGAAGAGAUCUCUCCAAUGCUUUUCCCCCUUAUUAUGAUUCCGAUUCCUCCAAUAACGGCGGCGGGGAGCGGGACGCGUCUUUGUCGUCGAAACCCUACAAUAGCGAAAGAGAAAGGGAGAAAUGAAGGUCGCGGCUUCUCUAUGCCUCUCGGCUUGGAUGGAGAAGCGAUGCGGUCGAUUGGAGGUGGAAUCCUCUCCGACGAAAUCGUCGAUCUCCGGCCAAAUCCUCACCUUGAUGGCGUUCACGGCAACCGCUCGUCCUCUUUCAUCAUUGUUAUUGACUGGGGACGGGGUUCUGAUUUACCAGCUAUCAUCAAGAACCAAUCAACGAGUAAGCUGGACAGUGUCGAAGAGUGGUUCAAAGACUGUAUCUUGCACUCGGUCUGGUGGCUCGUCUGGAAGGAAAGAAAUCAAAGGGUUUUCGAUGAGAAAACGUCAUCAGCAAUCGCAGUUGCAAAAAAAGCGGCCAGAAGUGCAAUGGAAUGGAUUGUGGUCCAUGGGAAAAUCGAUAGCACACUGGUGAGAGGAUAUGUGACAGGAAGUACUGAUACAUCGUUGUGGACGAUAUAUAAUAAAGGCGUUCAAAAUUAUUGUGGCAAUGCUCUUCCAGACGGCUUGGUGAAAAACCAAAAGCUACAGAAAAACAUAAUCACUCCAACUACCAAGGUUGAGGAUGAUGAUGUCCCCAUAACUACACGAGAGAUAAUCAGACUUGGUCUGAUGACUGAAGCUGAGUAUGAUGAAGCCAAUAGGAAAGCAUUGAGCUUAUUUGAGUUUGGACGGAUACAGCGUGUGGCUUUUGACCAUGGCUUAAUAUUGGUGGACAAAAAGUAUGAAUUUGGAAAAGGCUCAGAUAGUUCCAUUCUAUUAGUUGAUGAGGAGUUCUUGAGGUUGUGGUUCAAGAAUCACUGCAACCCAUAUAAAGAUGAGGCAAGUCAACUCUGGAAAUCCCUGUUUGAUUAG